AUGGCUGGCGCGCGUCGAGUUCAGGGGCGCCGUCUGUUUGCACAUCAAGGAAUAUGUGCUCUCAAUGUGAAAGACCUGAUGGAGAAGUCACAACGAGCUUAUUUCUUGUUCGAGGGCGAUCAUGAUCAUGAGGAGGCCCCUCUUUCUGGCCGCCACGCCGAGGAAGCCAACAAGGCCACCUGCUGCGCCAACUGCGGACUUGCACCGCCACCUAGGGACAGUAGUCGUCGGUCGCCGACACAAGAGGCAAAGCCGCGGCGGACAUCAUCUCUGGCCUCUUCAUUCAGCAAGCUAUGUAGCUAA
Molecule: messenger RNA, 303 nt
Organism: Miscanthus lutarioriparius
Lineage: Eukaryota; Viridiplantae; Streptophyta; Magnoliopsida; Poales; Poaceae
Source: the annotation of a GenBank genome assembly